AUGUUGGAUAAAGAAGUCGAGGAAGAGAUAGAUACAGUUGAAUAUGAUUUUGCUAUUCCACCGACGGGCCCCGUGAAAAAUUUUGACAAAAGACAUGAUCAUAUUAGAAGCUUAUUAAAUGUACCAUUAUUCGACGUCUUGUUAAGAUUCAUUUUCGAUACUGUAAUAUCCCUUUGCGACCCAUUUACUCAACCGGAGGAGACAGAAGACUAUGUUUUAAGUGUCAGUUGUAUAUCAGAUUUGCUUAUUUCUCUUCUGUACUCGUUUUACCGUGAAGCUAAGGAUGCACAUGACAUCGAAAUCGAUUCUAUCAAGUUUGACAUAUCAACAAAGUUCUUCACAUUGCUUCGACUAAUACAUGAUUUAUUGAAUGCGUCGGAUGAGUUGAAAUUGAGAUUCGUGGACAAUAGCGAAGGGAGUUGGAAAACAUCCCUUGCUGAGUGGACACCAAAAACCACAGUCUCGGGUGAUGAGCUCAAUUUGAAACUUUUGUAUUCCAUGGCAUGUGUUCUUGUUAUGUCGAUUCAAAAGAUGUUUUCUCCCGGUGCUGGAACGUCUAACCUAGCGAUGAACCCAUACCUUCAUUACUUGAUAAAACUUUGGAAGUGCCAUACCAAUAUCAUUUUGCUUGGUCUUGAGAUAGACCGCCGCAUCGAGUUUAAUAACCAGGAAAACAACGAAGAAGAAGAAACACCUUCGAUAAUAAUCCAAGUUUUGAAAGGCUCAAGCUCAGUGCGGUGCGUGCUUGCGUGGAUAAUAAACCAAAACCCAUCUCUGGCGAUCGAUUACGAUUUAUCUCAGGAAACUAUCAAAUCAAUUGCCGAUGGAGCAAUGGACUUGGAGAAUGAACCAAUUUUGAAUUUUAUCGAACCCUUGGCAAGAACCACUACCAAUGGUGGCGCAAUCCUGGUUGAUAUGAGGUUGGUCAUGAUAGCUUUGUUGAUUGUGUAUUCGGCAACUUCCUUUACCAGCGAGCAACAUCGUCCUAUAGAGGAGCCCUCUGUCAAUGAGGAACAGGCAGUAAGAAAGCUCAACAGAUCCAAGGGAAUAGCAGAGUUGGGCGACGUACUAAUUGAUUUAGAGUACGCUGACCGAUUUGACGAAGAUAUUAAGUACAUGCUCGAAUAUGAAAUAGACGAUGCUGAUGACGUAGACGAAAAUGAUCAAAAGAGCCUUGUUCCUGAUUUGAACACAAUAGCGAAGGACGAGUUGGCAGAACAAGAGGCUAUAGAUAUUCAAUUUGACGACGAGGGGCGAGACUGGCGGGACAUAGUAAGAGGCGAAAAUGUGCGCUUCAACCCAAUGUUCCUUGAGAAAUUUGCUGCUUUCGACGGUGGGCAAGAUAAAACUGAGUCUGACGACCUAUUCACAACAUGGGAUGAGUUGUAUUUUACUUUUGAAUUUCUCUCUGGGUUUUCUAUUGAAGGCAGUGCUGAGGCAGAAGCCAAGAUUGGGCAGCUGGUAAUUAAUACGAUAUCAAAGGCAAUCAAGGAUGAAAUAGAGGGCAGAGAAACUUCCAUUACUCCCGAUUUAAUUCACAAAUACUGGUCGUCUCCAGCUCUGGAGAAUGACAUCAAAAAGGCACAAGACAACAACAAAUUGCUCAUUCCCAUUUUCAGUAUCACUAAAUUUGAGCUUAUGCUACAGACCAACUCAAAAUUAGCGCGGGCAGCUAUGGAUGAAAUGCUCAUGUGCAACGGACAUCGUCGAUUAUUGAUCUGGUUUAUCACACAUGAUUUGAACUUGUCGAAUCUACUCAUAGAUUAUGUAUUUCAACUUGCCGUUGGACUACGAGGUAGUCCAGACACGUCCUCCCCGUACAUAUUUUCAAGACAAGGUGGCAAAGUCAUAUUGAGUGAGGUGGAACAGCUGAUGCUUUUGCAUGAGUUUUUCACCAAUAGUGCGUUCUAUUUGUCUGCGAAUGAAGGUCUUGAAAUUGAUGAUGGCUAUGAAGUAGUAUUGGCCGAAUCAAUAGCAAAGAAGUUGAUGAUACUUCUCUGUUUGAUGAUAUCGCAACUAAUGAAGCUCAAUAUCAUCAAGAUUGGUGACAAAAGCUCUAAAGACGAUAUCCAUAAUUACAACAACGAGUUACAAGUGUUAUUGAUUGGGUGGAUUGGAAAAGUCCCGGAAGCUAGACAAUUGUACUUUAGGAUUAAAAGCUUGCAAAAUGAGCAACGUGUAGAGACCGUUAAGGAUGAAUCGUCUAUUGAUCCUGAGCAAAGAAAAGAGCUAUUGGUGAAAUAUAAAGAUAUGACUGCUCUGGAAAUUGACGACGAUAUAGACGCUAAUUCCCUCAAUUCAAGAAUAAUUGAUGAAUUUGCUAGAAAAAUCGAGAUUGGUUUGUUGGCUAUUUUGAGCAAGGGAAAAAUAAGCAAAUCGAGUACUUUUCAGAAGGAUUUCCAUACGUUUAUGGCAAAUUUCAACACACUAUGCAAGAUUGAAAGGUUUGCCGAAUAUUUGUUUGAAAAGUUUGAGGCUGUUAUCACUUCUGGUGAUGUAGCUGAUUCAGGUAAGAGCUUGGAUUCUCCAGAAGCUGAGGAAUCAGAGGCUGAAUCUAGAAAUGCGGUGUCAAAUGGCGAUGAGACAAAAGGUAGAGAAUCUAGAAACGAGAACAAGAAGAAGUCGAAGUCAAAGUCCAAAAAGAAGGCAAAAUCGAAAAAGACUCGGUAA
This is a messenger RNA of Lodderomyces margitis, 2670 nucleotides long. RefSeq names its product CCR4-NOT core subunit. The coding region runs from base 1 to 2670 and encodes 889 amino acids. The record is from RefSeq and is a predicted model, not a curated record. The transcript has a single exon. NCBI's taxonomy places the organism in Eukaryota, Fungi, Ascomycota, Pichiomycetes, Serinales, Debaryomycetaceae.